This is a messenger RNA of Monosiga brevicollis MX1, 1750 nucleotides long. RefSeq lists its product as uncharacterized. Lineage: Eukaryota; Choanoflagellata; Craspedida; Salpingoecidae. The coding region runs from base 1 to 1680 and encodes 559 amino acids. The record is from RefSeq and is a predicted model, not a curated record. The transcript has a single exon.
AUGGAACAGCUCAACCAGCUGUGGGUGCUGACGGACCAGGCUCAUGCCUGGUCGGCGCAAAUGGUUGUGGCUAGUCAUGAGGCUUGGUUGUGGACUGAAGAUCAAAUGCAACGCCAUUUGCCGCCCGAGUUUGCCGAGGAGGUUCGCGCCGCCCUCCUGAGCACUGCCGAGUGUUUGCGCCUCUGGGCCAUCGUGGGCUGGUCCAUGACUCGAACGGUUGCCUCGCUGGCCCACGAACACCCGUUUUGGUUUGGGGGUGUCCUGGCCGCCAUUGUGACUUUGCUUGCCGUGCGUUGGGCCGUGCGCUGGCUGUACUACAAAAUACAGCAACAUGUUGUACGUCUUGAGCAACGGCUCCGUCACUGGCAGCACCGCACCAUGCAGACAUCUUCCCGGGCUUGGCGCUGGAUUAUCUGUGUCAUGCCCCACAUCAUUUUCACGUCCUUAUUCAGCCUUGCGCUCCUGUCUCCACACUCUCGCCGCUUUCUGGACGACACUCGCACUCUGUUUACACUCGGUGUCAUUAUACCGAUCUGCCUCUCGCUUGCAACGCUGCUACCUCUGGAAUUGGAUGACGGCUCCAAUGAUGCAGCUGAGGACGCAAACGAUCGACCUGCCGCGGCACGAAAGCACCAGUCUAUGGGUGCGCCGCAGCGUGAAAUCUUAAAUUUGGCGCGUCGCUCCUGGGUCAGCUACUGGAGCGCCUUGGCACUUCUAUUCACCAUGACGCAGCCACCCUUUGUCGUUUCCUUGCUGCCCAUGAUCCCGCUUGCCACGGCCGCGUCGUCCGGAAUCGUUCUGUGGCUCUGGCUACCCUUUGUGCAUGGCUGUGAGGUGGUAGCAGAUGGGUGGCACUGGGUCUUGCGAACAGCUCUGCCCUUGCUGGCAACCCGACAAGAGGCGCUGACCACGCAGACUGGCAUGAUCACCAACAUAGUCGUCCCGGCGAUCAAAGGCAGCCUGCCCGCUGCCGUGCAGAAUUUUGUGGAGCCAAUCGUCCAGGGCGGGCUAGUGGUUGUCGUGGCAAUACCCUUUUUCUUUUCACCGCGCUUCAUCCAACAUUUUGGCUGUGCGCUUGUCGGUGCUCUUGUGCCCGCAUACAAGGCGCUUGACAUCCUCGGUCGCCCUUCUUUAUUGAAGCCUCAAGGUCAAGAUACCCGCACACCGGCUCCCAUGUCUGAACCCAUGUCGGCCUUGAUCCUACACUGGCUGCAAUACUGGGUGGCGGCGGUCCUGUUUUAUGCCGCGCACGAGUUUUUAGAGGGACCGUUGUCUGCUCUCCCGUUUUGGUAUGAUGCGGAGAUUGUGGCGUACCUAUGGCUGCAGCUGCCGUACUACCGUGGAGCAGAGUUGGUUACCAGCACGCUUGUCCAGAUUCGUCCCGUGCAGCACGUCUUGCUACCGUUCUCCCCCGUGCGCAGUGUUCAGCGAAUCAGACUUGGCACUGCCCAACCCCGUCCUGGCAGCCGGUUGUCUGGUGCGACGCUGGGCGCCAGUCCUUCGCUGGGGCAGCAUACGGUCCGCCGUCGACUUCUUGCUCAAAAGCCUGACCUCGGCCCAUCAACGCCUUUGCGCCAAUCUCUCACAUCGUCCACCAAGCCCAGAACCCAGGCCGCACCUGCACCCCAACUAGACCUGAGCGAAGAGAACGACCCACCAGCUACAGCUAAAGAAGAGUGAACUGGCUAUCCACCUGACUAUGUGAUCCUGUUGUUGCGUUUCGAGAAUAUUACAAUCACCCUCUCCUCAA